UUUCAUGAAGUUCAUGAAGACUGUUUCAAACCAACAGCAAUAACAACAACAAUAACAAUAACAACAGUAACAAUAGCAACAAUAAAAAUAAAAGCAACAACAGCAGCAAUAGCAACAAUAAAAAUAACAGCAACAACAACAGCAAUUUUCCUGAUGUUUUACCUGUGA
Messenger RNA from Loa loa (African eye worm), 168 nucleotides. RefSeq lists its product as hypothetical. The record is from RefSeq and is a predicted model, not a curated record. The annotation marks the transcript as partial. The transcript has a single exon. NCBI's taxonomy places the organism in Eukaryota, Metazoa, Nematoda, Chromadorea, Rhabditida, Onchocercidae.